This is a messenger RNA of Porites lobata, 3343 nucleotides long. The record is from the annotation of a GenBank genome assembly. NCBI's taxonomy places the organism in Eukaryota, Metazoa, Cnidaria, Anthozoa, Scleractinia, Poritidae.
UUUGAUGCCUAUCUUCAGGAGAAAGGCGUUCAAAAUCCCACGACAGCCGAGGAAUUGGCGAGUAUUUUGAGAACAUUUUACACCGAGGCGAGGAGAAGAGAUGGAAAUUUAUAUACUAAAGCUUCGCUUGCUGACAUCAGAUGUGGACUGAUGAGACACUUUAAGCAAGAACUUAAUGUCGACAUUACAAAGGACGUGGAGUUUUGCGAAGCCAACCGAGUUUAUGAAACAAAAUGCGCAGAAUUGAAGAAACACUUUGGAUUUGAGAGAGGACCUUCAAGACUUCCUUCAAUUGCCGACGAAGACAUAAAGAAGUUAUACCUUAGCGGUAUCUUCAGCACAAAAAAUCCCACAACUCUACAAAACAAGGUAUUCUUUGAAAUAAUGCUGUUUUUUUUCUGUCCUCGUGGCUCGCAACUUAACCUGCGCCGACUUAAAAAGAAUGACUUUGAAGUUAAAAUCAACUCGCAAGGCAAACGUUGUGUAGUGAAAACAACUGAUCACAGAGCAGACAACCUUCAAGCUGGAGAGGAACGGAUAAUGAUAGCAAUCGAUAGUCCCUUUUGCCCCGUUUUUUCCUUUGAAAAAUAUUUGAGUCACUUGAAUCCAUUCAAUGAGUUCCUGUUUCAGCGUCCAAAGUCAUGUGGUGACGGGCUAGUUUGGUAUGACAACAUGGCUGUCGGUGAGAACACUCUGAAAAAGAAGAUGCAAGUUAUCUCACAACAAGCGGAUUUGUCAACAAUAUACUCAAAUUAUUCAAUAAAGUUGAUGACUAGUACUAUGCUUGACCUGCCAGUGAGUGACCAAAGAAAUGAGAGCAGCAACAGCAAAACAGAUUUCACAUUCACAUGAACAUCGAGGCGAUCACGUUUCACGAAAUCGAAUGAUCAUUGAAGAUCUAGGUUUUCAUGGCCCUCUUAACCUGCUUUGGACUCCUUCACAGUAUUUCUUUGCGUCAUCACGCAAUGCUCCUGGUCAAUGUGGUUAGAUUCUUAGCAGCUGUUUGUGGAAACAGGCAUUGUUUGAUAACCCAAAAAAGUGACUGCACAGGAGACUAAACCUUCUUGGAACAUUCGUAUUAUUGACUGCUAGGAUGACUACAGAAUUGGUGCUUGCAGUUUAUCUCCACUUCCAAACUGUCAUUAUCAAGAGAAACCAGUCGUUUCGAUACAAAUUUGUUUUGAUACAAGUCAUUUCUAUACGAACUCAAGCAUUGAAAUUGCUCAAAAAAUGUAAUCACUUCAAGUACAGUUUGCGCCUGAACAAGAAAAACAUUUCGGGAGAUUAUUCUUCAUUCUUUGAGUCAAGUGCGCGAAACUAUUUACAACUCGAUUGAACAAAUUUUUAUCAAACAAAUUGUACCGAAACGACUCUUUAUUGCAACCACUGUAUUCCUUAUCAAGUCAACAAUGUUUAUACUCAUGGAGCCUUUGGCUUGUCAGGCUUUCCACUUGACCUGUCCGGGAGGAAUGUGUCACAUGCUUAAGGGAUGUGUUUUUAGGUUGCAACAAGCUCUUGGGUUCCGCGUGAUGAGAAAUUUUGCCAGAUACUGUGCUCUGAAUAGAUAUGUAAAAUAAUGUUCAAUAAUAACAUGAUGUUACUGUUACUGUAGUUUCAGAAAUAUUUGUCUUGCAGAACAUCACAAAAGCUUGGGGAAUGGAAUGGCCAGCAGUGUAAGAUGAAAGGGGAAAAAAACAAGAGAAAAAAAGAACCAAGAAAUAAUAAAAAAAGGGGAAGAAAAAAUGUAACUUCACCUGGAAAUCAGGGAUGAAAUGCACUAUUUGGUGGUAAAAAAUCAAACCUGUCCACAACAUUGUCUCAAGUUGAGCACUUGGCUUGCUUUUGAUGCCAAUGGCAAAUAAAAGCUCCCAAUGUUUGAGUAUUUGGUUAUUUUCUUAGCGUGAGUACAUGCCUCCUCUCAAAAAAAAGGUACGCAUGCUACAUCUUUCUUGAUUUGUAAAAUUCCUUAAAUCAUACAAAAGCCAAAUACAAUACAGUAAAAGCCUGUGACUAAGAACCAGCAUUUUCCCAAGUUAGCGUAAACAAGCUCUUACGUAAAUGGUAAUUAGCACACACUUAGGCUAUUGAGGUUCUCAAAUACAUGCCGGUUCUUAUUUUCUGAAAAAAAAAAAACAUGAUGGCUAAGAGUAUUUAUUUUCAAAACAUUUCACUGUUCCUUGGCAGUUUCUAGGCUGUUUCAGGCAUUUAGUAGACUGCUCCGGGCAUUCAGAUAGUAAAGAAAUGGUGAGGCAAAGUUUGUUGUCAGUGCAGAAGCUAUUCACAUGACUGAAAAGCUCCCUUCACUUAUGAUUGUUAUUGCAGUUGGGAAAGGGGGUAAAUCUACAGCACUCAACUUUAUUUUACACAGCAUAAGCUACGAUGGCAUCGCUGGCACUGAACAGGUUUGAAGAAAUAUUCGAAACGGGAAAUACUAUGGGUGCAAGAAAGAGUGGAGUAUGGAUCUCAGACGUGCAAAUCAAUGGUGAAAACGACAGAUGGCAAAGUCUAAUCAUAUUGGACGUGGAAGGUACAGAUCUCAGGCCUAUUCCGGGACCUUAAGUCGCCUAAAAUUGCCUUAGGUUGCCUGUAGUUGUCUUAAGUCACUUUAAAUCAUUAUAAUCUUUAUGAGGUUCAAAUUGCCUCUUAGUUAUUAAUUUCCUAAGUAGUUUUCUCUUUCCAGAAUGCAUGACUUCUCAUAAAGUGUGUAAUAACCCAUGUUCAAUAAUAUUAGUGACAGACCCACCCCACCCCCCCCCCCCCAAAAAACUCCCACAGUGACUUAAGACCAUAUUAUUCAUUCAAAAUAUUUCUCCAUUUCUGAUUGGUUAAAAGCACAUGCAUAAUUCACCAUAACCAACUAUUGAUGACCAAAUUUGGAAGAAUUUUGCAGUUAAUCAACCAAUGAUAUCAAAAGUGCAGCACAGCUGCAGGUUAAUGCACUGUUAACCGAGAAGACCUGGGGAUGAGGUUGAGUUGUUUUGGUUGUGAAAACUAAAAUGGCGAAUAUUUCACUCGUUUUAGGGACCAGGCAAAAUAAUGGCCAAAAACAUGGCAAGAACAGCAAGAAGACAACUCGAAGGGCGAGAUCUGCUAUUUGGGGAACAUUUGUGGAGCUAAACAACCCUAAACGUGCACUAUCGAAGAUGAACUGAACGUUGAUGGAGGUAAGCAUCUUUUAGCUAUGUUUUUAAACUAGGAAUUAUUUUGAACGAAUAAUAAAACAAUUACUGAAUUCGGCUUUCAUAUCAUAUGAAGAAUUAUGGAGAUCUUGGGGGGUGUUAUCUAGCCUGCUUGAUCUCCAUAAUUCUCCAGAUGAUACUCAGCCUCAUUCAUUAAUUGUUAA